ACCCUUUACGACGUCGUACGCUCGCUCAGUGGGGUCGCCGUCACCAUGUACCGCGCUUUCUCCUCCCUGCGAGACUAUAUAUCGGGAACAUCCAAUCAGUCCGCGCGCCGGUCUGACUCUGGCUCAAUGAUUCGCAUCACUCGCAUGUCCACACCCCUGCCUCUCGACCUAGAUCAGACCAAACUCUAUCCCGUUGCUAAGGGUGAGAUAUUUAACGAGAAGUAUCGAGCUCUGAGGAUGUUGGGUCAUGGAACGCACUCCACGGUUUGGCUUGUUCGUGAUAUUAGAACAGAGCAAGAAUUCGCCAUGAAGGUCAUGGUAUCUUGGCUGUCCGACAAUAACAAGGGUCCUGAUGAACUUGGUGUCCUGCGCAUGCUCCAAAGUGGUCCAUCCAGCUCGCCCGGAAAGCCUCACGUCUGUCAAUUGCUCGACUCUUUUGUUCAUCACGGGCCGGCGACUGGCAAACACACCUGUCUCAUUCUUGAACCGCUUGGUUUGAGCGUUCUUGAUGUGUACCACAGCUUCCCUAGCUCCCUACCGUUGAUAUUAGUUCAACGCAUAGCAAAGCAGGUCCUCCAGGGCCUUCAAUACAUGCACGAGUGUGGCGUCAUCCAUACAGAUAUCAAGGGCGACAACAUACUAUUGACUGGGAUCGGGUUCGCAGAGGACCAGACUACGAAGGAUAUCGAGAUCAUGGAUCUUUUCAGCAUAACUUACAAGCUCACGGACUUCGGCUCAGCGAACACGACAUCCCGUCAAUGGGCCGCGGUGAUCCAACCCCUGGCUCUCCGAUCCCCCGAGGUUCUCAUCGGUGCACCAUGGGAUACCAAGACCGAUAUCUGGAACUUCGGAUGCCUCAUGUACGAAUUCGCGCGAGGCGCGAUUCUCUUUGAUCCUGCGUGGCAGAACGAAGAGACUGGCAUGGACCACACGCAAACACAUCUCUCACAAAUGGUCGGUCUGCUCGGCCCCUUCCCUCAGAGCUUUGUAGCCAAGGGUGUUGCUGCUAAGCAGUACUUCGAUGAAUCGGGUCACCUCCUCCGACCUUCUGCGUACGGGAUAACCCUCGAAGAUUUGCUUUCCCGGGCAGGCCAUCCAGCCGAAGAGCUACCACAGGUAGUCGACUUCCUUCUCCAUGCGUUGACCAUCGAUCCAGAAGAGCGGUGGUCGGCGGCACAGCUCCUUGCCCAUCCGUGGAUGCAGGAUGUUCUCUGACGCUGGGUCUGAUACAUUAUGUGCAUUGUGUAUACAACGACGUCCGGAUGCUGCAUAACAAUGCAGAUCGUUUACUUCUCGAGCCCCAAGCCAUGCGAUUGUCAUUUGAAGUCUUCCCGUGGUCGUGAACUCCUACAAGACUUACACGGAGUCAAUGCCAACGGUAUGCGUGCUCCCAUCAUGUGCUGCUAACCUAUGAUUUUGC
Molecule: messenger RNA, 1420 nt
Organism: Fomitopsis serialis
Lineage: Eukaryota; Fungi; Basidiomycota; Agaricomycetes; Polyporales; Fomitopsidaceae
Product: kinase-like protein
Exons: 6
Coding region: 46-1215 (389 amino acids)
Biological process (GO): regulation of mRNA processing; protein phosphorylation; spliceosomal complex assembly
Molecular function (GO): protein kinase activity; ATP binding
Source: RefSeq, a predicted model, not a curated record